Molecule: messenger RNA, 1484 nt
Organism: Nicotiana tabacum (common tobacco)
Lineage: Eukaryota; Viridiplantae; Streptophyta; Magnoliopsida; Solanales; Solanaceae
Product: cytochrome P450 71A3-like
Molecular function (GO): iron ion binding; monooxygenase activity; oxidoreductase activity, acting on paired donors, with incorporation or reduction of molecular oxygen
Source: RefSeq, a predicted model, not a curated record
UUCUUUCCUUCUAAAAAUAUUUGUAGUCUACUUUGUUUGUUCCCUCUUUUAAAUAGCUGGGUUUGUAAUUCAAAAUUUUGCUGAUUCAUGUAUCCUCCCAAAUGGAGAUGGGCUUGUUUAAUCCUAGGAAAACAUUUCAUAUUGCUGAAAUAGUUUCUUAGGACAGUGUCUAGCACGACUCAAGCCAAUUAGUGUAUCUGCUCUCAAAUAAUAUUAUUACAGUAUUAUUAUUGUAAUUUUUUGUGUCAUUUCCCUACAUAAACUAUCAGAAAAACAUGGUCCAGUUAUGCUACUUCACCUGGGCAGUAAGCCAAUGGUUGUUGCUUCCUCUGUAGAUGCUGCUCGUGAUAUCAUGAAAACCCACGACCUUGUCUGGUCAAAUAGACCUAAAUCUAAAAUGGCUGAUAGACUUUUUUAUGGUUCCAAGGAUGUGGCGUUUAGUCCCUAUGGUGAAUAUUGGAGGCAAGUUAGAAGUGUUACUGUGCUUCACCUUCUUAGCAACAAAAGAGUCCAAUCUUUUCGUGAUGUCUUAGAAGAAGAAAUAUCGAACAUGAUUGAAAAUAAUAGACAAGAGUGUGAAUUUUCGAGGUCAGUGAUAGAUUUGAGAGAUUUUUUCUGUUCUCUGACUAAUACCAUAAUUAGCAGAGUGGCCUUAGGGAGGAAAUAUAAUGAAGGGGAAAGUGGAAUAAAUGGUAAUGCCACCCUAGAUGGAUUUGUGAACCUUUUAGGUACAUUCAACGUCGGGGAAUAUAUUCCGUGGCUUGAAUGGUUCAAUAAAAUUAGUGGUCUUGACACCAAAGUGGAGAAAGCAGCAAAAGAGACGGACACAUUUUUGGAGAAUGUGAUUGAAGAACAUAUCAGAAAAGGAGAAUACUGCUCGGGGGAAGCUAAAGAUUUCGUGGACGUUUUGUUGGAAAUUCAGAUUAAUGGAGAUGAAACAGGCUAUCCUCUACAAAGGGAUUCAUUGAAAGCUAUUCUCUUGGAUACAUUUGCUGUUGGUACGGAUACAACUUAUACAGCUUUAGAGUGAAUAAUAACAGAGCUUUUGAGACAUCCAAGAGCCAUAAAAAAAUUACAGAAGGAAGUGCGACAAUUAGUCCAAGGGAAAUCAGAGAUGACUUAGGAAAUAUGCAGUAUAUUAAAGCAGUGAUCAAAGAGACUCUUAGGCUUCAUCCACCAAAUCCACUACUACUUCCUCGAGAAUCAAUGGAAGACGUAAAAUUACUAGGCUAUUAUAUCCCUGCUAAAACUCAAGUCAUUAUUAAUGCUUUGGCAAUCGGAAGAGAUACAUUGUCGUGGGAAAAUCCGUAGGAGUACCGACCAGAGAGGUUCUUGAAUAGUGAUAUUGAUGUCAAAGGACUAAACUUUGAAUUGAUUCCCUUUGGUGCAGGCAGGAGGGGCUAUUGCUUUUGGUAUUAUUGUAAAUGAGCUAGCAUUAGCAAGGCUUGUGCACAAGUUCAAUUUUGCAUUACCAGAAAGGAUGA